Canis lupus familiaris (dog) is the source of this 8597-nucleotide messenger RNA. It is a transcript of the gene CREB5, whose product is annotated as cAMP responsive element binding protein 5. Gene Ontology annotation, molecular function: DNA-binding transcription factor activity, RNA polymerase II-specific; cAMP response element binding. The transcript has 11 exons. The coding region runs from base 499 to 2136 and encodes 545 amino acids. Gene Ontology annotation, biological process: regulation of transcription by RNA polymerase II. Lineage: Eukaryota; Metazoa; Chordata; Mammalia; Carnivora; Canidae. The record is from RefSeq and is a predicted model, not a curated record.
CCCUGUCACCCUCCUUGCCAAGAUGGGCUGUGCUCAUUCAAGCCUCCCCUCCCUUGCUGACUGCUCCAUGUGAACACCCCAGUGGAAUUGGUCUUUUUUUGGCAUCCUGGAAAAAUGAGCAUGGGUGCCUUGCUGUGGUCACGUUCCUAGAGAGGGAGUCCCUCUCUAGAGCUGGCAUUGAGCCACCUCUGCAAACCCCAUCCCUCCCAUCCCUUGUCCAGGCAUGCCAUUUUCCUGCUUCCUCAGUCAGAAUUUGAGCUUGCAGCUUGAUGAUACUUUUGUCUGGUUUGGAAGAGGGAGAAAGUACUGAAAAUAAGAAUUAGGGAAAGGGGACUUUGUUUCCCUCUUGCCAAGGCCCUUAAAGAAGUGAGACUCGUUGUUGGAUCGGAGUCAUGCCGCACUGGUGUUUCUCAUUAGGUUGCCCAUAAAGGCAAGGCCCCUGGGUGAUUUUAGGUCCUGAAAUCUUAUCAUCACGGGUUGUGUUAAAUCCCCUCUUCUAUGUUCCCGUCUCUCCAUUCCCCACCUUCUCUUUCCAGGCAAAGCAGAGGGCAGGCAGGAUACACAUUUAUGAAUGAGCUGACGGAUGUGUUCUACAGAAAACAUGGCCAGAUUUAUGAGGAAUCCAAGAUGAAUUUGGAGCAGGAGAGGCCGUUUGUCUGCAGUGCCCCUGGCUGCUCUCAGCGCUUCCCAACAGAGGACCAUCUGAUGAUUCAUAGGCACAAGCAUGAAAUGACUUUGAAGUUUCCCUCAAUAAAAACAGACACUAUGUUAUCAGAUCAGACUCCGACCCCAACAAGAUUCCUGAAGAACUGCGAGGAAGUGGGGCUCUUCAAUGAGCUGGACUGCUCCCUCGAACAUGAGUUCAGGAAGGCUCAGGAGGAGGAGAGCAGCAAGCGGAAUAUCUCGAUGCAUAACACAGUUGGUGGGGCCAUGGCGGGGCCCGGAACUCACCAGCUUGGCAGCACCAGAAUGCCCAACCAUGACACCAGCGUUGUGAUUCAGCAAGCCAUGCCGUCACCCCAGUCCAGCUCUGUCAUCACUCAGGCACCUUCCACCAACCGCCAGAUUGGGCCUGUCCCAGGCUCUCUAUCUUCUCUGCUACAUCUCCACAACAGACAGAGACAGCCCAUGCCAGCCUCCAUGCCUGGGACCCUGCCCAACCCUACGAUGCCGGGAUCUUCUGCAGUCCUGAUGCCAAUGGAGAGACAAAUGUCAGUGAACUCCAGCCUCUUGGGAAUGCAAGGUCCAAAUCUCAGCAACCCCUGUGCUUCUCCCCAGGUCCAGCCAAUGCAUUCAGAAGCCAAAAUGAGGUUGAAGGCCGCGUUGACUCAUCACCCUGCCGCCAUGUCAAAUGGGAAUAUGAACACCAUGGGACACAUGAUGGAAAUGAUGGGCUCCCGGCAGGACCAGACGCCACACCAUCACAUGCACUCACACCCGCAUCAGCACCAGACACUGCCAGCCCAUCACCCGUACCCACACCAGCACCAGCACCCAGCACACCAUCCUCACCCUCAGCCCCAUCACCAGCAGAACCACCCACAUCAUCACUCCCACUCCCACCUUCACGCGCACCCUGCACAUCACCAGACCUCGCCACACCCACCCCUGCACUCCGGCAACCAAGCACAGCAGGUCUCACCAGCGACGCAACAGAUGCAGCCAACCCAGACAAUACAGCCGCCCCAGCCCACAGGGGGGCGCCGGCGAAGGGUGGUGGACGAAGAUCCCGACGAGAGGCGGAGGAAAUUUCUGGAACGGAACCGGGCAGCUGCCACCCGCUGCAGACAGAAGAGGAAGGUCUGGGUGAUGUCACUGGAAAAGAAAGCAGAAGAACUCACCCAGACAAACAUGCAGCUUCAGAAUGAAGUGUCCAUGUUGAAAAAUGAGGUGGCACAGCUGAAACAGCUGUUGUUAACGCAUAAAGACUGUCCAAUAACAGCCAUGCAGAAAGAAUCCCAAGGAUAUCUAAGUCCGGAGAGCAGUCCUCCUGCCAGCCCCGUCCCAGCUUGCUCUCAGCAGCAGGUCAUCCAACAUAAUACCAUCACCACUUCCUCCGCAGUGAGCGAGGUGGUGGGAAGCUCCACCCUCAGUCAGCUUACCACUCACCGAACAGACCUGAAUCCCAUCCUUUAAAAUCCACUGGUGGGUCAGACCUUGCCUCCAAGAAGAGCUGUCGCAUAUCAUGCGUCCUUCUUUUAAGGGCAUUUUUAGAAUUAACUCAGACCUGGAAGACUCCUCAGCCCUUCAGAGACUGGCUUUCAUUUUUAUAGUUAUUAUGGAAAUGUUGUCUUUUAUACUUAGUUAUAUAAGAAAAAAAGGGAGUUAUGCAAUUAAUUAAUCUAUCAGCUUGGGAAAUGCUUUGGUGCUUUUCUCCAAUUUUCUGGUACCAGUUAACUUGUUUAUAAACUGAACUCUUUCUGUAUAUAGAAACGGUUUCAUUCUUAUCAGUCCAACCCUUUGCCUGAAACAUUGAAUCUUGUUAAACCGCAGCUUUUAGCCAAAAUGAGGCAUACCUAGAUGUCACGUAAACGGAUGCAAGGUAACUGGGUGGUGAGUCUGGCGACAUCAUAACACAUAUUGAAUUUGCGCUGUGAUGUCGCUAGAGUUCCAGAUAAACACAGAGCCUAUUCCAUAUUUUCUUCUCUUCCUAUAAAAAAUUAUAAGAUCCGUUGAUGUCCAAAUAAAACCACCGAGCAUCUCGCCACCUCUCUUCCUCUUCUUGGUCCACUUCCUCGAAUUAUCCUCUAAUUUCCUCCAAUCUUCCUUUCCAUUUCCACUUUUUCCUGGGCUCCCUGUGUACUCUUCAUUUUUACUUUCUGCUGACUUAUACCCCCCACCCUGCCCCUUAGCAUCGCAGGUAAAGAAGAAAGUAAUUCCUAAAGGGAAAAAAAAGCAAAUCUCAAAAAUAUGGAUCUAGCCAUCGCUUCCCUUGCCCAUGAUCCACAGCUGGAUUCAUUCAGCUCUUGCUUUUUACAAAAAUGGUAAGCAGGAGAUGUUUAACGCGCCUGAUUUAAUGCUUUUAAUAAUCAGAGCAAAUAAAAGGUGGCUUAGCCAUAGGUGAAGCACUGUUGAAUGCCAGCUGUGGAGACACCAGGGAAGGGAGCCUUAUAAGCCUCGAUUGUGAAGGUCCAAAUUAUGAUGCGGGCUAUAACAUCACACCCUCAAAUUACAACUGGUUUUAUAUGGCCUGUCUAUAAGGUUGAAAAUCCAUAUACUAUAUAAUAAUUCAGAAGGGCUCUCUAUUCACUACACAGAUCACAUUGUUCCAUCAUCAGCUGCUAAUAGACUAAGAUUUAUUACUAUUUUUUUUCUUAAGCCUAUGGAACUGCCUUUGCCGUUAUGGUGGGUGAAAGUGGACACACCACUGGAGGAACAAAGAAAGAAAGAAAACCUAACGUUUCCAGAGGGGUGCUUUCAGCCCUCCCAGAACAGCCAAAGCCUUCUUUGGCUGCUGAAAAAAUCCCAUGGAUGUGGCUUCUCCACUCUUCUGAAUAAUUCUGAUUUAUAUUUUCAGCAACUUUCAUCGACUUGCCCAUUUUAGAAAGCAGAGAGUCCCAAACCACGGUUGUGCCUCCUUGAAACAAGCCAUUCGACUGUGCUAAUGUUUUAAUAUCACAUCUCACAAGUAACGGGGCUAAUGUUUUCCUCCAGCAGUCUAGACAGGUGCUGGUGUUUCAUCUCCAUUUGAAUGCUUGAUUGACCUCCUAACACAGUGUGUGUGUGUAUGUGUGUGUGUUCGCGCACGCGCGCGUUCAUGGGAUUUAGAAUAAUAGUAUUUUACAAAAGGUGUAGCUUUUAUAAGAGUUCAGAAAAGGGAAAGAUGUGUGUGGGUGUGUGUCUAUUUGUUUAUCUCUCUAUAGCAUAAGAAUCUAUUUUGGAGAAAAAAGACAAUACGAGGGUCGUGAAGCAUGAUUUUUAUAACUAGUUUCAGUUUUAUCUAAUAACUUGCUUUUUAAAUCAGUAUUUAUCAACAAUUUUUUUUAUGUAUGCAGUGCUUUCAAAAGAAAGUUUCGAGUGUCCAGGGAAACUCAUGACUGGAUAUGUGGUCUAAACAUCAACACAAAAGCAAAAACAAAACAGGAAAACAAACCCACACACACACACGCAAAAAAAAAAAACCCAAAAAACAAAACAAAACAAAACAAAAAAAAAACAAAAAAGAAAAAAAAAGAGAGAAAAAAAGAAAAAUGCAAAUGAAAAGAAUUUUCUAUUAUAUUUUAGACAAACAUAUCUUUUUUUAAGUAUUUUAAAUACUGAAUUCAUAGUUAUUUUGUUUUGCAUCCCAGCAGUAACAGCUAAAUGGUUGAACCUAACUGGCUUCCUAAGAAAUAUUUAAGGUAUAUCUGUAUACUGAUAUUAAGUUUAAUUUUUUCAAAACUCCUUUCUAGGACCAUGUAUGUGUCUCUCUAAAAAAGAUGAAAAGCUCAUUGAACUGUUUGCUCGGGUUUUAAAUUUUUACAUCUUUAUUUUAUUUUUUGCUUUAAGUAAACAAAAACUUUUCUUUCUUUCCUGCAUGCAUAGCACUUAAUCAAAUGGAUUUUUUAAAAAAUCCACUGGUAAUAUCAGAAUGUCCAGGGAGUGGGCUGUCACUAAAAUUAUGGUUUACUUUACUUCUGUUCCACCUCUUGAUUGAAUAUUUAGUUGUUAAACUGAAAGCCUCUGUAGUGAAGAACUUGCCUGAGUUUUCUUAAUUCAGCAACUUGACAGUUUGACUGAUGUGCAUUAUAUAGAGCUCAAUUAUGUCUGUUUUUUAUGCUAAGUAGGCAGACCAACCACACACACACACACACACACACACACACACGUUAGCAAACGGCCCUCAAUGUAUAAUUAGAAUAAACUGUCUUCUUGUUAUACUUAGAGCUUUUAGGUAUAUUCAUUAGCAGUGUGGAAAUACAGUAAAAUGGAAGACGCCAGCUCAUUGUCAGAGCAUCUUGAAACCCUGAACAGAAAGGCUCAUUGGUCAAAUCCAACACUCGGCUUAUCAGUAUUAAGUACUUCACUGGAAGGUCCAGCCUUCACCAGCCUGCCUGAAAAUCCCUCCGUGCCCUACAUUUUUUUGCCAAUCUGGGAAAACAUCUUUUUUCUGCCCCAUUCUCCUCUCCCACUCAAUUAAUGGGUCAUCCACCUAGAUCUUCAUGAAUCCAUUGUAAUGACCUUCGGAGCACACCCAUCCUGAGGAGGGAAGGCCCCUGCAACCCCUGCAACACUGCCCCUCCUCAUUAAUGCAUGGUUUUUUUUUUUUUUUUUUAAUUGGCAGCAUCUGCCUUUCAAGUCACUGCCAGCCUACCUGGAAAUUUCUACAUCGCUUUCCCCUCACCGUAUGUGAUGGGACUUGACAGCUUAGAUAAGUAGACCUGAUGGCAUUUUCCCACCAGGCGAUCCUAAAUUGAGGCGUCCACUUCGUAAUUAUUCCUCCUUAGGACAUUUCCUAACAUUUGAUGCCAGGACAGGUAGAGAGAAAUCCUAGCCGGAUGAUCGUCCUCAUGUUAAAGCCUGUGUGAAGCUGAUUUUUGUCCCUUUCCACCCCCACUCAUCCCUCUCCUACCUCCACGUCAGUGUGAGUGAGUCCCAGUGUUCACGCGGCCUGUGGGAGAUGGCAAUUUGUGUGGUGUCGUUGCAUGAACUGUGAUAAUUAGGGUGACUUACUUGGGGCAAAAGCCCUUUGGAGCCCAUCCGGACAAAGAAAUCAAAUACAGCGCAUGUUCUGAAUAGAGGGGCACCGAUGGUGGAUGUUCAGGUGGUUUUGUUGCCUGUUAGUAAAUUCUAGUGUGUCAGUUGAGUUUGCCAUUAAAAUCUGAAGCCAGCUGCGGUGAAAGACCAGCCUUGGGCUGGGGUGUUGUAAGCAUCAGUAACUGCUAUAAAACUAGCCAUCCAGUUAGGAUAGAAUGUGCUUCUUUCUGGUUAAUAAAAACCAUCUAAGAAAAUAUAUAUGUAUGUAUGUGUGUAUACAGUGGAAUUCAAGGACCAAAGCAAAAAUUUGAACAGGAAUCUAUUAAUUUAGAAUUUUAUAAGAUAUUUAUUAAUAAAUGUUAUUUUAAAACAUUCCAUUUGAACAGUAUUCUUCUGUAGGAUCUACUUGUUUUUAAAGUAUUAGUUCAUAAUAAACUACUCUAGUUGUGUAUAUCUUCAUUUUUCAGGGUUUCAAAUGGCUAUUCUCCAUCAUUUGGUGGAAGUGUUUUGCCUAGAUCUCUGUGCAUAGAAAUUUCAAGGAUUUUUUAUUGCUCUGUGAGUUAUUUUUUAAUCUGUGUUCUGAACAGUUUUUUAAAAACUUUUAUUUCUUCUUCUUCUUUUUUUAAUUUUUAAAAAGUAAGCUCUUUUCCCUUAGGAAGCAGAGUUCAGCUAAAGGGAAUCGGUAACUAUAACUGGAACAGCUUUCUUGUCCAAGUGUAGAAACAACUUCAUCUCUGCUUCUCCCUGCCCCACCCCAAUUUCCUAGAAUGCCUUGCACUAUUCAGCUUCCUUAGUGCUCGUUUUGUCCGUCCCAAACAAUGUGCAGUAGCUUGAAGCCAUUCAAGUUCCAUUAUGCAGCAUAUCUGAGAAGGAAAAGGAAACAACCCAUUUAAAUUUGAAUAAAACUGUGCCUCUGUGAACAGUAGCAAUGUAGAGUCUCUCUUCUGCUUUUAAAAUAAUUUAUAUUUUAAAAUUGCACUUUAGCUUUUUCGACCCCUUUCUGUUUCUCCUGUUCUCUCUCAAAAGUCCCUCCCUGUCCUCAAACUUGCCUCCUGCUCUCCUCUUUCCACCUCCCCACCCUCCCUCUAAGGCUCUGAGCUGCAUCAUUUACAAAUACUUUACAGAAUAUUUGCACCAGGUACAUGUGCGUGUGUUCCUUAGUAUCCUAGCAAAGCCAUGUUCCUCACAUCAGCCUAGAUUAAGCCUGCUACGAGAAUACCAAGGAGAAGAGCCAGUUUGUACUCUUUAGCCCUUUAUUCAUAGCAUGUUUUUUUUUUUAAUGUUAUAUUAUGCAACAGAUGUGAGGCAGCAGCUAAGCUACACUUAAGAGUUUUCUAUCUCAUCCUCCAAACCAAAGUGUCCUGAAUGAGCCAGGAGACUUACUCUUUUGUGCACCAUGGUGCAUGUGGACUGGUGUCCCAGCCGUCGUCUCUCUGAGGCUGCUGAAGUAACAGUGGCCCCGUCUAUUUCAUUCCUAGGUCUCAAAAAUACAAUGUUGCCUUGUGACAUAAUUAGGGACAGCACCUCUCUUUUACAGUGAUAAUCUGAGAAAGGACAAGAAGGCACUGAAGCAAUAAACCUACUCGUAAAAUUCAAUACCAAAACAAAGAAAUGAAAAACAGAAAACAAAACAAAAACCCUAGCUCAUCAUGUUGUGAAAAAUGAAAAAGUGUAUGUCCACUCAAAAUAUUUUACUAUUUCUUGGGGAGUUUUUCAGUGAUGUAAUGCUUAUAGCCAAAUUGCUUAAAGAGUGUUUAUAUAUUUUUUUCCUUAUAAAUUGUCUAUUUUUUAAAAAAAAAGAAACUAUUUACCACAAGUUGAAGAGGGGGGUAAGGCCAAAUUGCCAGCAUUUGUUAAAAGAUUAAUAUUCUUAAGUAGCACUCUGAUACAUUUCCAAGCUUAUCAUCAGAGGGGAAUCAGUAACGAUCCGCUAUUGUAUUUCGACCAACUUCUAAUAUGUAGCUCAUUAGAAGCCAGGAUUUAGAAAGCUCUUCUUAAGCCAUUUAGGAUUUCUUACAUUGAGUUUCAUAUUAUAGAACUUUCUAGGAUUAAAAAAAAAAAACAGAAUCAUUUUAGCCUCAGGACUGAGAAUGUGGAACCUGAAUAAAUUAGCUUUAAGUAUAUCAUUAAAAUCUUAUGCACAAUAAGCUCAUUAGAUUCUAGUUGGCUCCUUUAGAAUACCAAUGCCAUAGGCCGGAGAUAAUGGAAGUUAUCAGCAGUGCUGCAGUGGAGGGGGUUUCAGAGAAGGGACCCUUCCCAACCAGCCAGCCAGUAGAAGAGGAGACCUACUCACCCUCUUUCCUUCUAUGUUCUGCUAAAUCACACCUGCCUCAUAGAGAGAGGAGUUCUGCCUUUGAGGUUUGUCUUAGAGAAAUGAUAAGCUUGAAAUGUUCUCCCUGGCGGGGACAUGGGGUUUGGGAUCUUCUGAAAAGGCCCAGAAAAAUGGCUCCGUUCAAACACAGUGUUCUAGGACAAUUGGAAUAUAAAUAUUGUCCAAAAAUAGAACCUAAAAAGUUUAGCACUGUACAAAGUAAGUGCUAACUAAGGAAGUCCCAAAAAAAGGUGCUGUCACUUUAAGUUCUGGACUGGGGGGGUUGUUUGUAAUUGUAAACAGCAAAGCAUUUAUGUUUGUCUGUCUAUUUGUAAAGCAACCACCUUCCUUACUGGAAGGAGAAAAAAAAAUUGGGGGUACAUGUAAAUACUUGCUGCAGCAUUUAAUAUGUUCAAUUUUAUGUUAAGCUUUUUGUUGCAUCGUGAACACAUUUAUUGUUACCAAUGGACAAUGAGUUCAUUAAGACUGUUCAACGAGGUCAGAUUUUUACAUCUCUUUCGAGCAAGAAGAGACAAGAUUUUGUGCAUUUGUACAAAUGUUAAUAAUAUCACUGCAAUUCCAAUAUAAUAAAGCACUCAAAUGCAAAUAA